Messenger RNA from Priapulus caudatus, 1058 nucleotides. RefSeq names its product peptidyl-prolyl cis-trans isomerase NIMA-interacting 1-like. NCBI's taxonomy places the organism in Eukaryota, Metazoa, Priapulida, Priapulimorpha, Priapulimorphida, Priapulidae. Gene Ontology annotation, molecular function: protein binding; peptidyl-prolyl cis-trans isomerase activity. The record is from RefSeq and is a predicted model, not a curated record. Gene Ontology annotation, cellular component: nucleus; cytosol.
ACUGCCGCGUUUUACGCAUGUGUCCGUAGAAAUGGUGAGGUAGAGCAUAUUAUUUUUGUGAUUACCUUUACCUUUUUCUGUGGGGUCUGUUCGGUUCUUGCCGCAUAACUGAAGACCAUGUCCCACUCGCCAGAAUCUAGUGACAGCCCACAGUUGCCUGAAGGCUGGGACAAGCGAGUGAGCAGGAAGACUGGCCAGGCCUACUACAUCAACACAUACACAAAGGAGAGCCAGUGGGAGCUGCCGACAGAACCAGCGGAAAUGGCUUCCAGGGGGACCGAUCAAGUGCAGUGCAGCCACCUAUUGGUGAAGCAUCGUGAUUCACGCAGGCCUUCUUCUUGGAGAGAGGAGAAUAUCACCCGGACCAAAGAAGAAGCCCUAGAGAUUCUAAUGGGAUUUAGGCAGAAGAUCGCCGCGGGCGACGAGGAGUUUGCCGCACUCGCGUCCAAGUUCAGCGACUGCAGCUCAGCGAAGCGCGGCGGUGACGCCUCGGCGGUCGUUUCGGCUGCAGGGGCGCGCAUGCAGAAGCCGUUCGAGGAAGCCUCGUUUGCGCUCAAGGUCGGCGAGCUGAGCGACAUCGUGUCGACCGACUCCGGCGUGCACAUCAUCCUGAGGACGGCAUGAGCGCGAGACCGUAUGAGCGUGCGACGUCCUCUUGUUUCGUUUGAGCGCGACGCCGUAUGAGCAUGCGAUGUCCUCUUGUUUCGUUUGAGCGCGACGCCGUUUGAGCGCGACGUUUGUAUGAGCAUGCGACAUCCUCUUGUACAUUGAGUCGCGAGGGAGACAUGAGGCGGUGCUUGUGUUAGUGGUCUCUUCCUUAGUUGCUACCUGGCAUCAUAUUACCUCAGGGAAUUUCAUAAUUUACGCAUGCCGAUGUGGGGGUUAUGAAAUUCCCGAUGAUUAUAGCCUAUUGCUGUGGUAAUGAACCUGGAAAUUUACUUAUCGCUUUUAUUUGCGAGGGAAUUCGUGUAAGAGUACGUACAUAUUACAUAUUAGGUGUUUAUGUUGUGUAAAGGCUCACACAUAAGCUUUAAAUAUAUUAAUUAUGUGUGUGGAAA